Gekko japonicus is the source of this 948-nucleotide messenger RNA. Its product is annotated as neurotrophin receptor-interacting factor 1-like. The record is from RefSeq and is a predicted model, not a curated record. The coding region runs from base 1 to 948 and encodes 315 amino acids. Gene Ontology annotation, biological process: regulation of DNA-templated transcription. Lineage: Eukaryota; Metazoa; Chordata; Lepidosauria; Squamata; Gekkonidae. The transcript has 5 exons.
AUGGAAAGAGUGGAGGCUGGCCGUGAACGGAGUGUGGACAUGGAAGCAAGGACAGAAGCAGGAAACGGGAGGAGUGAGCAAUUCUGGGGAAGAAUUCGGCAGACCCUGGAAGAGGCUGUGGGCACCUCAGACGUACAGAGCCAGUUGUUCCAGCAGAUCGGCUACCCGGAUGCCAAGGGGCCCCAAGAGUUGCUGCCUGCAGAGAAGCCCGUAAGGAAGCAGAUCCUGGAGUUGGUGAUCCUGGAGAAGUUCCUGGCCGUCCUUCCUCAGGAAAUGCAGUGCUGGGUCAGGAAGUGCGACCCCGAGACUUACGACCAGGCAGUGGCCCUGGCAGAAGUCUUCCUGUCAAGGCACCAACAAAAGGAGGAGGAAGUGAAGCAAAGGGAGCAGCGGCCAGUGACCUUUGAAGAAGUGGCUGUGUAUUUCUCUGGGGAAGAAUGGGCUCUGUUGGAUCCGGGCCAGAGAGCUCUUUACAGGGAAGUAAUGAUGGAGAACUAUGGAAACGUGGCUUCGCUGGGAUAUAACACCUGUGUGCUGGAAUAUGAGGAGAACUGUUGGCAGAAAAGACCCAAAGAAGCGGAUGUUGAUGAAAGACUGGUAGAAGGAUCUGAAGGGAAAUGUUUCUGGGACCCUGCAACGCGGUCAAAGCCUGAAAGAAAGCUGGCGACAGACAGUCACCAGAACGAUCAUGAGGAGUAUAAACCAAAACUAGCCUUGCUUUGGCGGGAAGAUGCUGGGAAUGUAGAGACGGACGAAGGACUCCUAAAGCGUGAAACACAGAGGGACCAAGACUGUGACAACAAAUUUUGUCAGAGCGCGACGUUUGUCAGGAAUCCACGAAUGGCAGAAAAAGCGUAUAUCUGCUCAUGCUGUGGGCAGAUAUUCCAAGGGACGUCCGCUUUGCUUGUGCACGAGAGGACUCAAAUUGAAGAACUGAAUUACAAAUAA